AUGGCGUGCAUCCGCGCGCCCGUGAAGGGGCUCGGGCCCUUCCCUGGCCUCGAGACCGUCAGGAAACGUCUCAGGAUUGUGACCGCCAGCUCAGGCCCUGAGAUGGCUCUGGCCCUCUCCACCCUCCAGAGGGGGCUUGGCGCCGACGACCUCGUCGACGACGACGGAGACCUGUGGGACCUCCAGGCGUCCGCGGAGGGGCUCCGAGCGGGGACUGCCGUGGAGUACUUCAGCAGCAAGCAGCAAAAGUGGAUUGGCGCGCUGGUGGAGUCCGUCCGCGAAGACCCCUCGGGUGCCGGGCCGCUGUACGACGUCCUGACUAGGGGGAGCAGCGGCACACAGCAGGCGCGAGGUGUGAAACCUUCGCAGCUACGUCCUCUCGCUGGACAGCGCAAAAGGCCAGCUGCGCCGGAUGCCACAAAGGGCAGGGCUGGCCGUGCGGCGAGAAGUGACGGUGCGGACAAGCUCCAGGAAUCGAAGAAUGUUGGCCAUCAGAUAUCGUCUGGUGAUAAUGUCUUGUACUUCAGCAGCACCGAGAAAAAGUGGGUCAAGGCAAAAGUUCAUGCAGUCAAUAAAGGACCCGAUGGAAAGACCAUCUCGUACGAUUUGGAUGCGAAGUCUCAGGCAGCGGUUGGAAGAGUAAGACCGGCUGGCAAAGCGGAUCACCCUACUGACGCAGCGGCUGAGAAAGUUGCAGAGAACAGGACCAAGAAGAGGACCGCCAACGGCAGCCUGAAGAACCCUGCACACGGAGGUGGCAGUGGCAACACUUCUACCUUCAAGGAGGGUGACCUUGUUCAAUAUUGGAGUAAGAAAACUGGAACCUACGUCCGGGCCAUCGUGCAGGCGUCGCGGCAUCAGGAUGGAGUGGUCUUGUACGACCUCCGCUGCAAGAACAUGCUGGUCAAAGGUGCACCCACAGGGCGUGUCCGUGUGUUGAAUCGCGAGGCCAAAGCCAAGGGCGCAAGCCGAUCGUCCGCGAAGCUGCCGAGGACCAAAGCUAAAGCUCCUGUCCAUCCACAGGAGGGGGUGCAGCAGUCCGAGGCCAAGGCGGCCAAGGGCGUCAGCAAAGGCUUGUACGCGGCUGGGGACGAGGUAUGGUACUGGAGCGGCACAGCCUCCAAGUGGGUCAAGGCCCAGGUGAAGGGCCUCAACGUCGCAACCAACGGGAGCGUAGUGUCCUACAACCUGAACAUGAAGGAGAAGGUUGAUUUCUCGAGGAUGCGAGCUGCUUCUGUGGAGGACCCGGACACGCCCCCGCCGGACCCGCCCGCCGCCGCCGGGACUUCCUUCCGGGCGCCGUUCGCGGCCACCGCCGCGGCCCCAGCCGCAGGCAGCGGUGCAUCCAGCAGGCGUCAAGCCGCUGAGAAGCCGAGCCAGCAGCCAGCAGGAGGAGGCGACGCGUAUCGAGUUGGAGAUGCUGUGCUGUACUGGAGCAAGCAGCAUUCCAAGUGGAUGAAUGGGGAGAUCAAGAAAAAGAGGCGGCAUGACAAGACGCUGCUGUACGACGUCCUGUGCAAGAACGUGUACGUCCGCAGCGUGCCAUCCGGUCGCCUGCGGCGGUGCCGCCCGCAGGCCGCCGCCAAGCAGCAGCCCGCCGCGGCAGCCGGCAGGGGCCGUGGCGCGGAAGCCGCCCGCCCCGGCGACGCGCUCGCCUCCGCCGCCAGCGAGGCCCCGCAGGAUGCGAAGGCCGCCGGCGCAGCGCCGGUGAGGAAGCCCACCUCGACAGGCGGCGACGCGCCCGCCGCCCCGGGCGUGGGCGCUGCCGCGCCCGGUGCGGGGGCCGCUGGC
Prorocentrum cordatum is the source of this 1791-nucleotide messenger RNA. The record is from the annotation of a GenBank genome assembly. Lineage: Eukaryota; Dinophyceae; Prorocentrales; Prorocentraceae.